UAGAAAGAACAAUUUUUUAAAUUAGAAAGGCAUUCUUUAACAGCUCUUAUUGGUCUCCUAUCUCUGACAAAUCCUUGGCAUAAACCUGCCCAGCUUGAUCGAAUAUUCCACUGCACAUUCCAUCUUUCUUACCUUGUCCCUGCUAAUCAAUAUGGUCCCACCUCCCCCUUCUAACAAGCCACACGUAUGCCUUUCGUGUGUGCUCAUCAUGAGUAGCAUGGCUCUACUGGACGCCUACCUGGUGGAGCAGAAUCAAGGUCCGCGGAAGGUGGGCAUCUGCAUCAUGGUGAUGGUCGGGGACAUUUGCUUCCUCAUUGUCCUGAGGUACAUAGCGGUCUGGGUGGGUUCCGAGGUACGAACUGCAAAGCGUGGCUAUGCCAUGAUCCUUUGGUUCUUCUAUGUCUUUGUAUUGGAGAUCAAGGUCUACUUCAUCUACCAGAACUACAAGGCGGAAGGCGACAAUGUUGAUGCACUUACCUGCAAGGGUCUGACGGUGCUACUCUCCAUUUUUGUACCAGGACUUUAUGUUACGUUAGCAGCCAUUGACCAUAUGGAAUACGUUCGGCCAAUCAAGAAGAGGGAGGAGCUUAGAAGUCGGCUAUUCUGGGUUGUGGUGGAUCUACUGGACAUUUUGGACAUUCAGGCCAGUUUGUGGGAGCCUCAAAGGAAAUGGCUCCCCCUAUGGGUGGAGGGCCUUACUUUUUUCUACUGCUACAUUCUACUUCUGAUACUGCCGUGUGUUUCGUUGAGUGAAAUUAGCAUGCAAGGUGUCAACAUUGUGCCACACAAGAUGUUGCUUUAUCCCAUCCUCAGUUUGGUUGCUAUCAACAUUAUUACGCUUUUUAUACGUGGAGGGAACAUGGUGUUUUAUAGAGAUGUUCGAGUGUCUGGUAUACUCAUGGGUAAGAACGUCAUCGCCAUUGUCUUGAAGACGUGCAGCUUUGCGCAGUACUGGAGCCACCUGCAGGAGGCGCCAGCACCUGCUCUCCCACCAGAACUACAGAGGGAUGCAGUACCACACAGUUCAAGGAGCGCAGUACCAUUGGCAAUGCCCUUGUCUGUUACCAUGCCAACUCCGCAGGUGGUCAUACAAGAUCUCACGACACUUCCAGAGGAACCCGAACUUGAGGAAACAUGA
Molecule: messenger RNA, 1138 nt
Organism: Xyrauchen texanus (razorback sucker)
Lineage: Eukaryota; Metazoa; Chordata; Actinopteri; Cypriniformes; Catostomidae
Product: transmembrane protein 121-like
Exons: 1
Coding region: 152-1138 (328 amino acids)
Source: RefSeq, a predicted model, not a curated record